UUUGUGAUGCCAUCAACCCGCGCGCCGCCGCCCGCCCCGCUGCCUUCUGCGCAGUCGCGGCCCGGGCAGCACGGCGGCUGGCGCUCGGCGGCGGCGGGCUGCGGCCGGGGAUGCUCCAGCGGGUGCGAUGGCUCCCGCCAUGCAGCCGGCCGAGAUCCAGUUCGCUCAGCGCCUGGCGUCCCACGAGAAGGGCAUCCGGGAUCGGGCGGUGAAGAAGCUGCGCCAGUAUAUCAGCGUGAAGACGCAGAGGGAGACAGGAGGUUUCAGCCAAGAAGAACUUCUAAAAAUAUGGAAAGGGCUCUUCUAUUGCCUGUGGGUGCAGGAUGAACCCCUUCUACAGGAGGAGCUAGCGAACACUAUAUCCCAACUCAUCCAUGUUGUUAACAGCUCAGAGGCUCAGCACCUGUUCAUCCAGACCUUCUGGCAAACCGUGAACCGGGAGUGGCCAGACAUCGACGGGCUGCGUCUGGACAAGUACCACAUGCUGAUCCGUCUGGUCCUGAGGCAGUCCUUUGAAGUUCUGAAGCGAAACGGCUGGGAAGAAAGCCGAAUCAAGCUUUUCCUGGACGUCCUGAUGAAGGAGAUCCUGCAUCCUGAGAGUCAGUCUCCGAACGGAGUGAAAUUCCACUUCAUCGAUAUCUAUCUGGAUGAACUGUCCAAGGUGGGAGGGAAAGAGCUGCUGGCCGAUCAGAACCUCAAGUUUAUUGACCCGUUCUGCAAGGUGGCCGCCAAGACUAAGGACCAGACUCUGGUACAGACUAUAGCUAGGGGUGUUUUUGAAGUCAUUGUAGAUCAGUCUCCUUUUGCACCUGAAGAGACGGUCGAGGAACAGAAAACCAAAGUGGGUGACAGUGACCUCUCUGAGGAAGAGACGUCUGGAAAUGAGAUGACGUGGAGAAAAGCAAUCAGUAGAAAGAAAACAGCACUGGGCAGAUAUCACUGCAGAAAAGAGGGAGUCGCUGAGGAAGGCAGACGGGGCGGCGGCGGAGGCGUGGAGGACGCCGGGCUGCUUCUCCAGUUUGACUACAAGGCAGUUGCCGACCGACUCCUGGAAAUAACCAACAGGAAGAACAUCCCUCCCUUCAACAGGAAACGUCUCUCCAAGCUAAUCAAAAAAUUCCAAAAUCUUUCUGAAGCAGGCAGUAUCUCACACCUCAGUUUUGCUGAGGACGCUUCUGCUGACGAAGAUGACCAAAGCCUCAGUCAAGGGAGACAUAAGAAGAAAGGGAACAAACUUCUGGAGAAAACGGACAUGGAAAGAGGGAAAGGAGCCAAGUUCUCUCCUGCCGAGGAAGAGGAGAGCGCAGGCAGUGUUCCAAAGAGAAAAAGGAAAAAGAAGAAGAAGAACCACCUCCGGCCUGAACACUUGGGGCCCGGUGGUGAGGCCACAUGCCCGGAGCAGAAUGGCAGCCGGCAGCCGGAGGCCGGUCCCGGAAGAGCCCAGGAGGCGAGUGCGGCUGAGCUGGGGACGGUGGCCACGUCCUGGCCCCGGGAGCAGAGCGGCUCGGAGCCCGCCUCCGUGCACAGCAGGAGGAGACGACUGAGGAAGAGAAGCCUGAGGGUCCAGGUGGAGAGCCCGGAGGCAGUGGCCCUGGCUGGCGGCGCCCCGGUCCUGAAGAGGACGCGUGAGCUCGGCGCCCUCCUGGUCAACGGUGGCGGCCCGCCCACGCUGGCCUGGCCCCUGCCCCCUCCAGCGAGCCCAGCAGACAGAGGGGACUGCCCUGCCACCCUGCCCCAGGGCGGGAAGCUGAAGAAAAGGAGGAGGGAGUCGGGCGGCCAUGACCUCCACGACCUGUCUGCUCAGAAAGCUGCCGUUUUGAAAAAGAGGAAGAAAGUGAAAGAGAUGUCAAAGUGGGCGGAGCACAGAGGGGUCAAGCUCGUGCAGGCCCUGGGGAGCGGUGGGGCGCUCAGCCCUUUGAGGAAGCAGCUGAGGACCCAGAGGGACUUCGUGAAGUUUGACGCCUCCUCCUCCCCGAAGCCCCUGUUCUUCAGGAAGGCCAAGGGCAGCGGGGCCGCCACCUCGCCAGGCCCCGGGCUGCAGGUACCCGACCCCCACCCCGCCGCCCGCUGUCCCUCUGCCCCCCGGCCCACCACGGCCACCCGAGGCACAGAGGGCUCUGCGCGCUGGCCUCGGGCCCCACUUCUGGCCUCUGCCGCUUCUCGCGGCGUGCCAUUCUUGUUCAGGCAGCCAUUCCGGCCCCGGGCAGCCCGAGGGCUCAGCGGGGAGCUUGAGGUGUGGUCGGUGACACCGUUCCGCGUCGGCGGGACUGGGGUGCCGUGUCCGAGAAGUCGCAGGACUAGGCAGCGAAGGGGGGGACGGAAGCUCUGGGGAGUCUGGGUCCACAGAUCUGCCUGGGACACGAGGGGAGCGGUCAGAGCGAGUCGUGGUGGUGGGAGAGGGUGGUCACUGUUUCAGGGCUCAGGAAGGCAGGGCCAGCUGUGCCGGGUGCCCAGGCCGGGCCGCUGGGGGUGCAUCCAGUCCACCUCCAGGAGACAGAGGUCCUGGCGGAGCCCUUGUGGCGGGCGGGCUGAGCUGGCCUGCGGACACCCCCGGCGAGCGCACAUUUAAAUAGCACCCACUCGAACUGGCAGGGUGGCCGCGGCCUGUGUUUCUUUUAAGGAAUCUUAGGGAUAUUUGUUCAAUGACUCAAGACUCACACAAGCCAAGUCCGUCUCUUAAAAUGUUGGUAUUAAAGCAAAAAUGGUAUAAAGUAGAAUUAUGGGAUUCACACAGAUUUGGGAUUCUAAGACGGAUUCGAUAAAGUGCUUCAUAAUGCAGAGUGGGGACGCGUCUAGGAAUUUGUCAGAUAGGAAGCAGUUACUUAAUUUUGAUGAAUUGUUAGAACAUCCAAUCCGCUUGGAGUCCUCCUGCACGAGAAGUUGGGAAGUGCUCGUCCGUUGCCCCCAGAAGUCAGGUUCCGUGACAGGAGCGGGCCCAUCGCUCCCCUCACGAGGUCACGGCGGGGCUCUGGGACGAGGUGGAUGGAGUUAAUGGUGAGCUUCCUCUUGUUCCCGGGAGGUUUCAAACACCGUGACUUUGCUCUGCUCUCCUCCCCGGGAACCCAGGGACAGGCGGUUACUGCCGAGCGGGGCUGGCCCGCCAGUGCCGGGCCUGCGGCGCGGCCGCCGUGGGCUCUCGGGGCAGCUGGCCGCGUCCUUUGCUCCUUUCGGUGUCGUUUUCUUCUGCAGCCACACAGGACGCCGUCCAGCUCCAAGAAGGUGACGUUCGGGCUGAACAGGAACACGACGGCGGAAUUCAAGAAGACGGACAAGAGCAUCUUGGUCAGUCCCACGGGCCCCUCCCGGGUGGCCUUCAACCCUGAGCAGAGACCCCUCCAC
Lagenorhynchus albirostris (white-beaked dolphin) is the source of this 3339-nucleotide messenger RNA. RefSeq names its product ribosomal RNA processing 1B (gene RRP1B). Gene Ontology annotation, biological process: rRNA processing. The record is from RefSeq and is a predicted model, not a curated record. NCBI's taxonomy places the organism in Eukaryota, Metazoa, Chordata, Mammalia, Artiodactyla, Delphinidae. Gene Ontology annotation, cellular component: preribosome, small subunit precursor; nucleus; preribosome, large subunit precursor.